AACCUGAAAGAAAAAUGACACCACCUUUUUCCUCGAGAUUCUCCGAGUGGAAAAACCACAACACAGUCACUCACUCACUCCCUUUUUUCUUUCCUAAUGAAUAAAUGAACCCCAAAAGUUCAGUAAUUUCAUGAUUAUAUAUCAACACACUCAUCACCAAAUGAAGACUAUUAAAUUUCUAGAGAGAGAAUAGAGUCGAAUCAAAAAAUUUAGAGGGAGAAAAUUAAUUUAACAUUUGAGAAAAAAUGUUGGAAAGAAGCUACAUUGUGUUUAUUCUUCUUCUGAGCUCAUUUUCUCAGCUUGGAUUUGCUAUUUAUUCCAACCUUACAUUUCCCACUCCUCAUCCCAAUCCUGAACAAGUUGUUCAGGAUCUUCAAAGAAGAGUAAAUGGUUCCAUGUCAAGGAGGCAAAUGCUAAACCUAUCUCAAAAAGACCAAAUAACUACAUGCCAUACGGGCAAUCCAAUAGACGAUUGCUGGAAAUGUGACCCCGACUGGCCCAGCAAUCGCCAACGACUAGCCGAUUGUGCGAUCGGGUUCGGCCAGUACGCAAUGGGAGGAAAAAACGGUGAGUUUUACCUCGUAACCGACUCGUCCGACGACGACGCAGUUAAUCCAAAGCCAGGAACGUUAAGAUAUGCAGUGAUUCAAGAAGAGCCGUUAUGGAUAGUGUUUCCUAGUAAUAUGCUGAUUAAGCUAAAGCAAGAGCUGAUUUUUAAUAGCUACAAGACCGUUGAUGGACGUGGGGCUAAUGUGCAUAUUGUGGGAGGUGGCUGCAUUACUCUGCAGUAUAUUAGUAAUGUUAUUAUUCACAACAUUCACAUUCACCAUUGUGUUCAGUCAGUUUCAGGCAACGCGAACGUACGAUCGAGCCCAACUCAUUACGGGCACCGAACGGAGUCGGACGGAGAUGGAAUCUCGAUUUUCGGAUCACAUGACAUAUGGAUAGAUCAUUGUUCGCUAUCACAUUGCAAGGAUGGGUUGAUAGAUGCAGUAAUGGGAUCAACAGGAAUAACAAUAUCAAACAAUUUGUUCUCACAUCACAAUGAGGUGAUGCUAUUAGGUCACAGUGAUGAUUAUGAGCCUGAUUCAGGAAUGCAAGUGACCAUAGCUUUUAACCAUUUUGGAGAGAAAUUAGUGCAGAGAAUGCCAAGGUGUAGAAGAGGAUAUAUUCAUGUGGUUAAUAAUGAUUUUACCCAAUGGGAAAUGUAUGCUAUUGGUGGCAGUGGUAAUCCCACCAUUAAUAGUCAAGGCAAUCGAUACACUGCUCCUUCUAAUCGUAAUGCCAAGGAGGUGACAAAGAGAGUGGAGACAGAGGAGGGGGAAUGGAAGGGAUGGAAUUGGAGAUCAGAAGGAGAUAUAUUGGUGAAUGGAGCUUUCUUCAUAGCUUCUGGCCAAGGUUUAGAGGUUAAGUAUGAGAAGGCUUACAGUACUGACCCCAAAUCUGCUGCUCUCAUUGAUCUUCUCACUUUGCAUUCUGGUGUUCUUGGUGUUGGUGGCAGGGACAACAACCUGGGAAAGUGGAGCACCGGAGCCAAUGACGGCGCCGGUGAAACCGGCCAAGACUCAGGGACCGACGACUUUUUCUACGAUUAUUCAGGAAGCAGUUCUACAAUGUCACCAUCUCCGGCCAAUGUUCUAAUUUUUCUUUUGAUUGCAAUCUCUUGCUUCGCAUCUUUUCGCAUUAUAACCCUCACUUCUAUGUUAUAGCAUUAGCAGGUGAUGAACUACUUGUAAUUUUUCUUCCUUUUAAUUCAAAUCAGCUUCGAAGACCAAAACAAAAUUGUACAUUAUCUUUGUCUCCAGCUCCUGCAAGCAGGAGUAUGCGAAAAUUGACUCAAAUCGAUUAACUGAACUGAAUCGAUAAAUUUAGUUACGUUCACUUUGACAUUA
Mercurialis annua (annual mercury) is the source of this 1892-nucleotide messenger RNA. RefSeq names its product probable pectate lyase 12. Bases 246 to 1709 code for a protein of 487 amino acids. The record is from RefSeq and is a predicted model, not a curated record. Gene Ontology annotation, molecular function: pectate lyase activity. The transcript has 5 exons. Lineage: Eukaryota; Viridiplantae; Streptophyta; Magnoliopsida; Malpighiales; Euphorbiaceae.